Erpetoichthys calabaricus (reedfish) is the source of this 1633-nucleotide messenger RNA. RefSeq names its product CCM2 scaffold protein (gene ccm2). The transcript has 10 exons. Gene Ontology annotation, biological process: heart development; vasculogenesis. Lineage: Eukaryota; Metazoa; Chordata; Cladistia; Polypteriformes; Polypteridae. Bases 221 to 1570 code for a protein of 449 amino acids. The record is from RefSeq and is a predicted model, not a curated record.
UCGGAUGAUUUUCAUACUGGCAGAUGAGCGUCAUGUGUAAACUGAAGAGCCCAAUGUAAUGUAGCUAGGACAGCACUUAGCGGACAAUUGCAACGUGAGACCUUUCUGUUAUCCUCUGCUGCUAUGGGAUAUCACCUGCCUGUGAAAAGCAGGUUUGUCACAAUACAAAACAGCAAAACAAGACUUCUGAUGCGGUUUAUUUAGUUGGACCUGUGGUUUCAUGGAGAAUGAGCCUGGUAUUGUUUCGCCCUUCAAGCGAGUUUUUCUAAAAGGAGAAAAAGGGAGGGACAAGAAGGCCCAAGAAAAGGUGACUGAACGAAGGCCUCUACAUACCGUCUCCCUGUCUGUCCCAGAUCAUCGGGUAGAUCCUGAUAUACUGCUGAAUGACUACAUUGAGAAAGAAGUCAAGUAUUUAGGGCAGCUUACCUCAGUACCAGGGUACUUGAAUCCAUCCAGCCGGACUGAAGUAUUGCACUUAAUUGAUACUGCACGGAAGGCUCACCAGCUCCCAGGCCUGUUGACUCCAGAGCAUGAUGCUGUGGUCAGCCUUUCUGCGUACAAUAUCAAACUUAUUUGGAGGGAUGGGGAGGACAUCAUUCUCAGGGUGCCUAUUCAUGACAUUGCAGCUGUGUCAUAUAUUCGGGAUGACUCUUUACAUCUUGUAGUGCUCAAGACAGCUCAAGAUCCAGGAAGUUCUCCCUGCCCAAGUACAUGUCCUGAAAUGUCUAAAUCUCAGACGCUGGCCUCACUGUCAGAGAGUGGAGCCGUGUUGGUUGAGGUUUGCUGUCUAGUGAUUUUGGCUGCAGAGAACAAGGUGGCAGCCGAAGAGCUGUGUUUACUGCUUAGCCAAGUCUUCCAGAUUGUUUACACAGAAUCAACAAUAGACUUCUUAGAUAGAGCAAUAUUUGAUGGUGCCUCAACACCUACAAGGCACUUAUCUGUCUAUAGUGAUGAUUCAUCAACUAAAGCAGAUCCCAAGGAUGCUUAUGAAACUGAAGCAAGCACAUUUUCUUUUCAAAGCUCCUUGGACACUGGUGGGAAUUCUCCAUCCUCCUCCUCUUCCACACAGGUUUCUCCUCAAAAUAAAACCGUGAGUGAGAGUGAGCUGAGCACCACUGCCACUGAGCUGCUCCAGGACUACAUGAUGACGCUAAGAACUAAGCUCUCCUCCCAAGAAAUCCAGCAGUUUGCAAUGCUUCUUCACGAGUACAGGAAUGGGCUCUCUAUCCAUGAGUUCUGCAUCAAACUGCGGCAACUGUAUGGUGACAGCAGGAAGUUUCUUUUAUUAGGGCUCAGGCCAUUUAUUCCAGAGAAGGACAGCCAACACUUUGAAAACUUUUUGGAAACAAUUGGUGUAAAAGAUGGCAGAGGAAUCAUCACAGACAGUUUUGGGAGGUAUAAAAGGACAAUGAGCACCACCUCCAACUCCACUACCAAUGGGAAUGGGGGAGCAGGGGGUUCUGAUGACCAAUCUGUGCCCUCAGAAGCAGAUGAGUGGGACCGUAUGAUUUCAGUCAUUAGUGACGAUAUAGAAGCUUUGGGAUGCAGCAUGGAUCAAGACUCUUCCUGAGGAGUGGAAAGGGAAUCAGGGUUGAACUGAGAAGCAGCCCUUGGAUAUUUUCAUAUUGUGCAA